Macaca mulatta (Rhesus monkey) is the source of this 3024-nucleotide messenger RNA. RefSeq names its product aprataxin (gene APTX). Gene Ontology annotation, molecular function: DNA 5'-adenosine monophosphate hydrolase activity; protein binding; double-stranded RNA binding. Gene Ontology annotation, biological process: single strand break repair. Lineage: Eukaryota; Metazoa; Chordata; Mammalia; Primates; Cercopithecidae. The record is from RefSeq and is a predicted model, not a curated record. Gene Ontology annotation, cellular component: nucleus.
AAGGAAACAAUACUCCACCUUGAUAAAGAAUGUGACUCCGUAAGUCUCAAUUUUGUUAAAGAAAAAAAAAUUCAAUGAUACUUGCUGAAGCAUGGUAAGGAGGACUUUAUUCAGGAACUUCAUGAUAGGUAUAUAGAGCUCACUGCAACAGGAUUUUUCAGUGGAAGAGAGAUUGGGCUCAACUCCGAACAGCAGCAUGGGCAAUUGGGAAUUUAUGGCCAAGGAGCUGUGUAGGGGUCAGUGGAUGGAAAAUUACUAAGAGGAAACAUCAGGAGUAAAGGAGAUUCUGGCUAAAUAGACCUAAUAGGAUUCUUGCUGGAGACAGGCCAACGUAAUCAGACAUCACCUGGGGGAUGGUGGCGACUAAGGAACCUGAUCAGAUAUUGAGAAUAACCACAUAAGGCGGGGUGGUGGUGGUGGUUCUUGCUAAACUGACUUAGCCAGGGUCUGUGCUAAAACUGGAUUUUACAGGGCAGUGCACAGAUGGGCCUAGCAGAAAAUUCAGAAACGUAAUUCAACCAAAGAAUCUUUGCCAGUGUGUUGUAUUUGAGAAAAAUUAUAAACUAUACUUUUACCAACGAGAUAGGGAUUGUACCUUCUGCUAAAAUGCCUUUGAAUAAUUGCAAUAUGAUUCUUAGGGAACGUUCUGGAAUUGCUGUAAAAAAUCAGUACACGCAUCUUAUCCCUGCAUCCUGCUUUUUUUUCCUCCGGAUUGCCCCUCAGUUCAUUUAGUGUAGACAGCACUACAAAAAUCUUAGCGGGUUUCCCCAUUCUGUGCAGGUUCUCCAUUCUUUCCUCCCUGCACAAGGGAGAAAGCGGACUAUAGUUUAAAAAGCAAGUGGCAGUGCUACAGCAGGUUGUCUGCAGCAGUAGAGAUGGCCUUAAAGGUUGUGAACAUCUCCUUAUGGAGUAUCGAGAAGCUGCACAGCCACCUAGAAACGUCCACAGAGGGACUUGGUCUGAAAUGUCACCCAGUUCAGAGACUGUGAGGCAGUGACAGGCGAGUGGCCCUCAGAGCGAUGGUGAGAGAGCUGGUUCCUACAGGCAUAACUGCCACGAUCCUCACUUGGACGACGGCCCAGGGAGAACCCAAUUGGGGCGGACGCUUUUUGAUCUGGGAACUGGGCAAGAUUCUUUCAGCCAAUCCGUUAGAGAGGUGCUGCUGACAUCACUGGCCGCGCUCCAGUCGACUUCUGAUGUCAUCCCGCAGCGCCGGAAGCGGCGAGGCACAGAUGAGUAACGUGAAUUUGUCCGUGUCCGACGUCUGGAGACUGAUGAUGCGGGUGUGCUGGUUGGUGAGACAGGACAGCCGGCACCAGCGAAUCAGACUUCCACAUUUGGAAGCAGUUGUGAUUGGGCGUGGCCCAGAGACCAAAAUCACUGAUAAGAAAUGUUCUCGACAGCAAGAGUUUGAGGAAGAGGCAAAGAACCCUGGCCUGGAAACACACAGGAAGAGAAAGAGAUCAGGUGACAGUGAUUCUAUAGAAAGGGAUGCUGCUCACGAAGCUGAGCCUGGGACAGGGCUGGAACCUGGGAGCAACCAUAACCAAUGCUCCGUGCCUCCAAAGAAGGGAAAAGAUGCACCUAUCAAAAAGGAAUCACUGGGCCACUGGAGUCAAGGCUUGAAGAUUUCUAUGCAGGACCCCAAAAUGCAGGUUUACAAAGAUGAGCAGGUGGUGGUAAUAAAGGAUAAAUACCCAAAGGCCCGUUACCAUUGGCUGGUCUUACCAUGGACCGCCAUUUCCAGUCUGAAGGCUGUGACCAGGGAGCACCUUGAACUCCUCAAGCAUAUGCACACUGUGGGGGAAAAGGUGAUUGUAGAUUUUGCUGGGUCCAGCAAACUCCGCUUCCGAUUGGGCUACCACGCCAUUCCGAGUAUGAGCCAUGUACAUCUUCAUGUGAUCAGCCAGGAUUUUGAUUCUCCUUGCCUUAAAAACAAAAAACAUUGGAAUUCUUUCAAUACAGAAUACUUCCUAGAAUCACAAGCUGUGAUCGAGAUGGUACAAGAGGCUGGUAGAGUGACUGUCCGAGAUGGGAUGCCUGAGCUCUUGAAGCUGCCCCUUCGUUGUCAUGAGUGCCAGCAGCUGCUGCCUUCCAUUCCUCAGCUGAAAGAACAUCUCAGGAAGCACUGGACACAGUGAUUCUGCAGGGCCUGAGCUGCUGCUGCGAUGUGGCCCACUGGAGCAAACUGCUGGCAUCUAUUCUGGGUUGCUUGUGAACUUCUACUCAUUUCCUAAAUGAAAACAUGCAGCUUUUUCACAGAGUUUAUUCUGUUAUUGAGUGGCCACAAUGUAGAGUCGCUCGAAGUAGUUCAGGAUUAGGAAUUGGGGUUUGUCAUAGAUAUAUUCUCUGGUGAGGGUGGCUGGGAUAUACCUGACUCACCAUCUUCAGGACCCAUGUCAGGUCUGACCAUUGGGAGCAAAGCUAUGUUCACACUGACCUAAGGGAGAAUAUGAAAGCAGUGGGCUGGUUAUAAAUUUAUGUUUCUUAGAUUUAUCCUCCACCUCUGUAGGCAUGGACACCCUUUAAUCAGAGCACCUAGAGUGGCCUCUUGUUUAUCCUAAAGAUACUGAUGGGCCUUGUUUUCUGUUAGUCUGUUAUAUAAUAUUAUUCUUUUCCCUUCCUUCGUGGGGAGGCUUACUUUGUCCAGUCCUUCCAUUCCCUUCUAUCUUAGAUUACCUAAAUGUUCCCUUCUCAGGAAUUCUGUCUCAUCAGUUCUUCACUGUGAGCAAAGAGGCUAGAUGAGGGUGUGGGGGGUUGGAGUUUUCUUCUAAUAUCAAGGGUUCCUGGCUGUGAGGAAACAGCCACAUGUUCGUCAUGAUUCAGCUGUGAAGUCGUUUUGGACCUGUUGUCUGAAAAUAAAGUUAAUUUGUUUGAGGCAUCUCUCUUAAGUAGGUGGAAACUAUUGAAGUUCAGCUGACAAUUACAGCAUAGGCUCUAAUGCAUGAAAAGGUGGUUGGUGAAUGAAAAAGUUGCACAGAGCCACUACUUUAUUUUUCCUUGAGAACAAAUUUGGAUAAAACA